This is a messenger RNA of Planococcus citri (citrus mealybug), 5117 nucleotides long. RefSeq lists its product as uncharacterized. Bases 3588 to 5117 code for a protein of 509 amino acids. The record is from RefSeq and is a predicted model, not a curated record. Lineage: Eukaryota; Metazoa; Arthropoda; Insecta; Hemiptera; Pseudococcidae. The transcript is spliced from 2 exons. Gene Ontology annotation, molecular function: zinc ion binding; nucleic acid binding.
AACGAUGCUACUGUAGCUUACUGUAGCUUAAGCUUGCAAUUCUUUUUGUAGUCGUUGGUUUGUUUUGGUUAUUUAGAGAAAUUGUUGUGAAAUUUGAUCCAUUUUGGGUGUACUUUCUCUCCGGAGUGUUUGGGCAGAUCUUUCGAAAAUUCUUUUACGAAAGGCGAUUUAAAAAAAAAAAAACAAGUAAAAUUAUUGACAAAUGAAUGCAGCGCUGGAAAAUAAUUUUCGCGAAUUCAUUUCAUGUCACUUGAAAUCUAAAACUGGAGAGAGAAACUCAUUUGAAGUGAAGGUCACGUGUCUCAGAAUUUUUGGAAUCCCCCAACAUUCUCCUAAUCGAAAAUUUGUUCUAAUCGACUUAGAAAGCAGGUCUAUUUUUGAUACUGGAAUCGAUUGGAAACGAUUUCCAACCGUUUUGAGCAAUUCUGGAGCUUCCAGCAGAUUUUUGAAAAUAGAAAUUUCCAUAAAAUUUUACCCAAUGAAGUUGAUUUUAACAUCCCUGAGUCGAUUGAAGGUGAUUUUAGCCGUUCUGGAGCCUCCAGUCGUGUUGAAAAUUUCAGAUUUUCCAAAAGAAAAUAAAUUUGGAUGAUUUUGUGGCUCUUUUUGAAAAUCUGGAAUUUUCAAAAUGUGAUUAUACGAUCGGCUUGAAACAAUCUCCAGUCAUCAUGGCUUGUCAGAAAUAAAGCUUGAAGUGGAUUUUAGCGUUUCACCUUGAUUGGAUAAAAUUUUCAUAAAUUUGCUGGAGGCUCCAGAAUCCAGAACUGCUUAAAAUGGUUCAAAACUGUUUCCAAUCGAUUUUUCGGAGAGUUGAAAAUAGCGAACGUGGCCAAUUUGAUUUUCAAAAAUUCACCAGGAAUCGAAAAUGUACUUCAGUAUUUGAAAUAUUUGGCCUUCAUGACUGGAAAAGUUUUUUGUUUUGCCCCGUCUCACAAAAUUAUUAAAAUAUCAAAAAACAUUUGAAAAACGAAAAAUUGAAAUAACGAAUGUUAACCCCCUCUUCUCCCCUCCCCUCACCAAAAAAAUUCGUGAACUUCGUAAAAAAAAAAAAAAUCUGCUACAGUCCUACUUUGUAGCAUUUUGAAAUUUUGAAAGACACCCUGCUAAUGGUGUAAGUCUCGCUUUCUGCUAAAAAUAGUAAACAAUCUUGCUUUUUGUAAACGUUGCCAAAUAAUCUUGCUUCUUGCCAAAAUUGCCCAAAAUAAUGGAUUUUUCGCGAAAAAUUUCAAAGUCUCACUUUUUUGCCAAAAAUUACCCAAAAAGCUCGUUUUUUUUCAUUUUCAUAGUUCCCAAAAGGUUCUUACUUUUUGACAUACAAAUAGAUCCUCGGUAUUUUAAAAAUUGACAAAAAAGUCUCUAUUGUUUGAAAAUUGUUAAAAAGUACUUUUUUUUGGAAAAAAUUGAAUAAAAAAGUCUCCGUUUAUUACGAAAACUUCAUUGCCAAAGUCUUGCUUUUUGUUAAAAUUGUCAAAAUUUUACAAGUUGCUAGAAAAUAACAAAAAUUACAAGUUGCAAAAUUGUUCCUAAAAUUCUAAUUUUUUUGUGCAAAAUGUUGCAAAAAAUCUCCCUUUUUGACUGAAAUUACAACAAAAAAAAUCGUCAAUAGUUGCCAAAAAAAAAAAAACAAAAAAAAAACUGUUUUUUGAUAAACUUUUCAGAAUCUCGUUUUCGUCACAAAAUUGAAAAAAUUCUCGCUUUUUAACAAAAUUUAAAAGUCUUGCUUUUUCAUCAGAAAUUUUCGAAAAUUAUCAAAAAUUAUCGUUUUAUUUUUCAACCAAAAAUUGGAAAAAAUCUUUUUUUAACAAAAAUUGAGAAAAAGUCUCCCAUAUAUCGAUGGUGUUGUGGAAGAAGGGCCAAACUGCAUUUUUCAAGAUUUUUUUCGCUCAGGGGAACAGUGCUAUAACAGCCAGAGUUGGACAGAUAAAAAGGGCCAAACUGUUUCAGAGCCAAGCUGCAUCAUUCAGUUUAGCUGUGAGAUAGUUUGGCCCUUUUACCUUUCCAUCUCCGGUUGUUAGAGCAGUGUUUCUCCGAGAGAAAAAAAUCUUUAAAAAUUCAGUUUGGCCCUUCUUCCACAACACCAUCGAUAUGUACUUAUUAAGUACGAAAACUUCAUUGCCAAAAAGUCCUGCUUUUUGCUAAAAUUGUCAAAAUUUUACAGUUGUUUAGAAAAUGACAAAAAGUACGAGUAGCAAAAUUGUUCCGAAAAUUAUCUUUUUUUGUGCGAAAAGUUGCAAAAAAUCUCCCUUUUUAACAGAAAUUACGAAAAAAUUAGUAAAAAAUUCGCCAAUAGUUGUCAAAAAAAACUGUUUUUUUUUUUUUUUUUUUUUUUUUUUGGGUGUUUGUAAUUACUUGAUUAUUACACCCGUCGUAUGAGAUUUAAAUCGAGUUGGUAAGGUCAAGUUUUUUAAUUAGGUCUAAGAAUUUUUUAAUUUCGGAAGGGUCGUCUGGUAUGAAUAGGGAUCUUUCAUCUAUUUGUGGGGAUAGUCUGUGCUGGUGUAAGGAGGGACAUUGAAAUAGUAAGUGUUGGACAGAUAUAAGUUCUGAGAGGCAGAACUGACAUGUGGGUUUUGGGGCCUUUUCAUAGAGGUGAUUAUGUGUGAUUUUUGUGUGGCCAAUUCUCAGUCUGGUUGUAAUGAUUUCUUCAAGUCUGUUUAAGUGGGAGAGGUUUUUCCAAGGAUGGACUAAUUUUUUAUGUUGAAAGAGCUUGUUUGUGGUUUGGAGGGACCAAAAGUUUUGCCAUUUCUUAAGUGUGCUUUGGGUGAAGAUAGAUUUGAGGUCGUCAGCUGUGAUAAAUAUAAGGGGAGAAAGGAUGGUGGCAGAUUUUGCAUUAAUGUCUACAAUUUCAUUUCCUAAGAUUCCAACGUGGCUGGGUACAUACAUAAACUGUAUGAAGAAGUUUGAAUUUUGUAAGUCAAAUAGAGUUUUAUGAAUAUUUUGAAUUAGAAGGUGAUCGGAAAAAAGAUUUUGGAUAGCAGUUAGUGAGCUGAGGGAAUCACUUUGAAUUAAGAAGGACUUAUUUUCUGAUUCAUAAGUGAGUAUGUCACAGAGACAGUGGAAAAUAGCUGUGAGUUCGGCAGUGUAGAUUGAAGAACAGUUAUGGAUUUUAAAAUUUGAAAUUCUAUCAUUUAUAGAGUAUGCAUAUCCUGUGUGAAGUGUUGGUAUUUUUGAUCCAUCUGUAAAGCAAAGAUUGAAUUUUUUGUAUUCUGAUAAAAGUUCAAGAUAGUUCUGUUUUAUUACUAAUGGAGAGUGGCUAUUUUUUGGGUAGUUAAUAAGCUGUAGGUUGACUUGAGGAGGUUUUAGAAGCCAAGGGGGGUGUCGCGGAUUCGCGGUUAUUAAUUAUAUUUGGCUAUGUUUUUGUUAUAUUUAAAGUUCGCGAUCUCGAUAAUAUUCGGCUGCUAGGUUUGUUAUCUUGAAGAUUCAAAAGUUUUUGUUAUUGUUUUUAUUCGAAAAUAAAUAGAGUACGAAAAGGGUUCGUAUUGAAGCGAUUAAAUCAAUCGCCCUUAUUGUUGAAUUCCUUUUUCGUUAUGGUAGCAGGCUGAUCCUAAAUAAUCGUUCGUUUCGUCCUCCGAAUUCGUUGGUAAAUUCCAAAAAUGCCGGAAACCAGCGAAAAUGCAGAAAAGCUAAAAGCGUUAUCCACCCGAAAGUCCAGACUUCGUUCUUCACUGACUAGAAGUAUGUCAUACGUAAGUGAAAAGCUGGCGACGGCAGAUUUUAACGAAGUUAAAGUGAAAUUGACAAUGGUCGAAGAUAUAUAUAAAAAUUAUCUUGCUUUACUUGACGAAUUUGACAACUUCGAAGUUCCGGAUCUGGACCCUUUCAUAGAAAAAUUCGAAGAUGACUACAUCGCCAUUAAAGGUAAAUUAGAAAACAGUAUCGAAAAAUUCUCUAAUAGCAGUGCAGUUCCAGGUUUUAAAAGACAGUGUACAACUGAAUCUGGUGGUAGCGGUAGUUGUUGUUCUUCUUCAAAAGCUACGAUUAAGUUACCAAAGUUGGAGUUGAAGAAAUAUGGUGGUAAUCUACUUGAAUUCGAAUCGUUUUGGUCUUCGUUCAACUCAGCUGUACAUAAUACUGAUUUAGAAGCAACUGAUAAAUUUACGUACUUGAGAAAUAACCUGGUAGGCGAAGCUGAAUUAUUGUUGAAAGGUAUGGGUACCACUGCUGCAAACUAUCCAAUCGCAUACGAAAUGGUAAAAAAGAAGUUUGGUAAUAAAAAGAAAUUAAUUGAUUUAUUAUACGAUAAUUUAACGAAAAUUCCAAAAAGUAACAAAUGGACUAAAAAUUUGCGAAAUACUUACGAUAAUAUUGAAUCGAAUUUGCAUGCUUUAGAAGGUGUAGGUGAAAAUAUUCAAAACAACACCAUACUGUAUUCGAUGAUUAUGAAGAAGUUUCCGUUUGAUAUAAUUAUGAAAGCCGAUUUGGAUGUUGCAAGUAACGAUUUAUCCGAAUUGAGGCAGAAAGUUGGCGAAUUGAUAUGGAAACAAGAGCAGUAUUGUGGUACUAAUUGGAGUGAGUCAUCCGAUAAUAAUUCUAAUAAAAAAGAUUUUUUCAAAGGUACUACAGAGAGCUUGAUAACUGGUGAUAGAAAACCAAGUAAAAAAUGUAUCUAUUGCGGUGAAACGUCACAUUAUUCCGAUGAAUGCAGCAAAAUAACGACAUUGGAAGACAGAAGAAAGAAAUUAAAUGGUCGUUGCAUCAUUUGUUUGAAUCCUGGUCAUCUCGCUAAAGACUGUACGGUAAACAAACCAUGUGUACAUUGUAAAAAACGUUGUAGUCAUCAUCGUAGUUUAUGUAUUAAAUUAUUUUCGAAAGAAGUUAGUAAUCCUGAACCAACUGAAUCUUUACUAAUGAAAGAUCAAGAAGGUAACCUGUUAGCAGCCACAAUCAACGUUGGUAAUGAAAGUCGUGUUCAGAAAGUUACCUCAAUUUUGGAUAGCGGUUCAAGAAGAUCGUACAUUACUACAAGGUUGGCCGAUAAAUUAAAAUUGAAGCCUCUUCAUUAUGAAACAAUUAGAAUUUCUACGAUUUGUUCCGAAGCUCCUAGAGAAAUUUCAACCAAGAUUCCAGAUUCGAGAAAUUCAAGCUCGCUGAAGUUGAUAAAAAUCUUGUACCUGAACUCCUGA